Lactuca sativa (garden lettuce) is the source of this 1555-nucleotide messenger RNA. RefSeq lists its product as uncharacterized. The record is from RefSeq and is a predicted model, not a curated record. NCBI's taxonomy places the organism in Eukaryota, Viridiplantae, Streptophyta, Magnoliopsida, Asterales, Asteraceae.
UCCCUUGCAUCAAGUCACCGACCCAUUGAGUCAUUGGAUGCCUACAAUGUUUCCUUCUAACUCGACACAAAGCAAAGCCCCUUUUCACUACAAAAUCUCUCUGCAGAAAUCCUCAUGAACACAAGUCAGGCAACAUUUUCAAAAUGCUUAUCUGAGUAAGUUUAUCUACUUCGAUCUUGAUCUUAUGGGGGUGGGUGGUUUAAGGCUAACCAUUACCGAUCUAUCUUUUAGGGUUUUCUUGAAUUCGUUUAGUUAAUUCAAUUGAAAGUUAUUGUAUUUCCGAUUAGAGCUUGUUGAUUUCAAUAGAAUGGAUGAGGGAACUAUGAUCUGGGUUUCUUAAAUUCUUCCUUUUUUUUUUUUUCUGAAUCUAACGAAUCGAAUCGAUGGCAAACAAUCUUUUUAUGGAAACCAAGAUUCUAAACCCUAAUACGUCCUAUCUAAGUUUUGGGAAACCAAAAUCUGAUGGUAGCUUGAACGAUCACAACAUGAGCGAUGAAGAUGAACCAAGUUUCAUGGAAGACGGAAGUGGGGCGAAAGGUAGAAAGGGCAGUUCAUCGCAAUGGCAGCGAAUGAAAUGGUCAGAUAGCAGAGUCAGACUUUUGAUCCAGAUCGUGGCUUCUGUUGGAGACGACGAUGGCGCCAUUGACGGUGGUUCAACUCGGAAAUCCUCCGGAUGCUUACAGAAAAAAGGAAAAUGGAAAUCUGUUUCAAAGAUCAUGGUUUCAAAAGGAUGCCAAGUUUCACCACAACAAUGCGAGGACAAAUUCAACGAUUUAAACAAAAGGUACAAGCGAUUAAACGAUAUUCUUGGGAGAGGAACUUCAUGUAGAGUUGUUGAAAACCCAUCUUUAAUGGAUUCAAUCCCACGUUUAUCUCCAAAAAUGAAAGAAGAUGUGAAAAAGAUCUUGAGUUCAAAGCAUCUUUUUUACCCAGAAAUGUGUGCUUACCAUAAUGGUCAAAAGAUCCCGAAUUGCACAGAACUUGAGUCAUCACCCAUUGUGGGGCAAUCUUCAAAGGAUGAUGAUUCAGAUCAUGAGGAUGAGGAUGAGAGUGAAGAUGAUGAUGAAAGUGAAGAUGAUGGAGAAAGAGAAAAAGGUAGCACUCAUAAUGUAAAUGUAUUUUUUGAUGAGAUGAAUGAGUUUUUUGAAGAUGUUAACAAUUCCAAAGUGCAAAAGAAAGAAUGGGUUAUGAAGCGAAUGGUGUUGUUGCAUGAACAAAGAAUUGGGAUUGAAAGUGAAGCAUUUGAGAUGGAGAAAAGGCGGUUUAAAUGGCAGAGAUUUUGUGAUAGGAAAGAUCGUGAGUUGGAAGUUUCAAGAUUGGAGAAUGAGAGAUUGAUGUUGGAGAAUGAGCGAAUGACGUUGCAAUUAAAGCGUAAGGAUCAUGUUAUGGAUUCAGUUAGCAGCUAGCUUUUCAGUUACUCUGUCAAACCUUAGUGUAUUUUGAAAAUAACUUUGAAUAGAUUCUAAGAUAUGAAAUGGUGAAAAGUUAUAUUUUGUUUUUGUAAUCUUGUUUGAAAGGGGGUUUUGAGUUAUGAAAGUAUUUGUGAAUUGUGAUA